Egretta garzetta (little egret) is the source of this 444-nucleotide messenger RNA. RefSeq names its product phospholipase A2 group IB (gene PLA2G1B). NCBI's taxonomy places the organism in Eukaryota, Metazoa, Chordata, Aves, Pelecaniformes, Ardeidae. Gene Ontology annotation, biological process: lipid catabolic process; positive regulation of fibroblast proliferation; phospholipid metabolic process. The record is from RefSeq and is a predicted model, not a curated record. Gene Ontology annotation, molecular function: calcium ion binding; signaling receptor binding; phospholipid binding. The transcript has 4 exons. The coding region runs from base 1 to 444 and encodes 147 amino acids.
AUGAAGGCCCUGGUCCUGCUUUUCCUGCUGUCUGCGGGCACAGCCAGCGCUGCCGUCUCACCCCGGGCCGUAUGGCAGCUUCGCAGCAUGCUCAAAUGCACCAUGCCGGACAGCCAUCCUCUGCUGGAAUUUGCUGACUACGGCUGCUACUGCGGCUUGGGAGGCCACGGGACACCAGUGGAUGAGCUUGACAGGUGCUGUCAAGCACAUGAUGGCUGCUACUCUCAGGCAAAGAAACUAGAAUCAUGCAAAUUCCUGUGGGACAACCCCUACACAAAGACAUACAGCUUCAGCUGCUCUGGCGAGCAGAUUACGUGUAGCAGCAAGAACACCGAAUGCGAGAUGUUCAUCUGCAACUGCGACCGCACGGCUGCCAUGUGCUUCGCCAAGGCGCCCUACAACCCCGAGCACAGCAGGAUGGACACCAAGAAAUACUGCACCUAG